UGUGGAAGCCAACUCUAGCGGACAAAUAUUGGCGCCAAACCAAUCGUGCCCUGGUUCCUGCGACCAACGUGUAAACGUUGAUUAAUAUUUCCUGUUAAGUCACAUAUAGGCGCGGAAAUUCGCAAUGAGCGAAGCGCACGGCUAUUGCCGGUGUUGUUCAAGAUGGUUCAAGAAACACGCCGAAUUCCAGAAAUGGGAUGCUGAAAAAAGUCUCCUGGUUCACAAGAUUUUACAGCUUGGACAAGAGAACGAGAAGCUGAAGGCUAAGAUUUAUGAAAGGACAAUAGCAUCGUCCCAGGAGUUGCAGAGGCGUUACAAGCAACAACUGAGCACCACGCUGGCUGAGCUGAAAUCACUGCAGCAGGCCACCCUGAGGCAGUAUGAGGCAUUUGUUCAACACCUGCAGGAUGAGGCCAGAGGCAGGGAUCGGCCAAGCGCAAGCACCUCCUGCAAAUAGGAGGGAAGUCACUGCGCGAGGUGGCAUCGUAUGCCAUGAAGGCUGUAAUGGCGCACCCCGUCCAAGUGCUUUACAGCCUUCAUAGCAGGAAGGGGAAGAGGGCAUUCAUCAAUUUGAAGUUAUGCCGGAUAGUCACAGGUAAAGCUUCCUCAGUCAUCCUUUUGCAUUGUUGAAGUAUUGUGUAUACAGCCAAACUCCUCUACAGCGAAAUGGCUUGCAUAACAAGAGGUUGUCCUUGCCAAAAUCGUGUCUUUCAUAUAAAUUGUCAAUUUCUACAACGAAGAAAUUUGGGCGUCCCUGUUGGCUGAUUUCAUUUUUUACUAUGAAAGCCACAUACUCAGUCACCACUGCCCUUGCAGAAAUUGCGAAAGUGUGCUCUGCACUAGCACCAAUGGCAGCUUAGGUGAAUUGCUUGACGAGCAUGCCGAUGAAUUGCAUCACACCAGGCAGCUUACACGUUUAGCAUCAGCGGGUGAGACAGCUGAAUAUGUCUCGGUUAGUAAAGACAUGGUGUGAUCAUCACUGGUGACGUUAACGCUAUGUUAGGGUGGAAAAACAAGAAUGUCAACGAAGGCAACAGGGAUGAAGAUCCUGUAAAUGGAUCAAGAAUUUUCAUGGCGGGGAAGGCGAUAGCAUUUAAUUAUCCGCAGCAUUACUUUGCGUAUCCUGCAUUUCGCCGCUGAGCAUGCUGCGAACCUCUAUUCAAUAAGGUUGGCUGCGGUUGCAAAUUCUGUCAGAUAAACUGUGUUCUAAAGACUUAGCAACUUAUUUCACUAAGUCUCUUGAGUUCAUGUUAAGGUUUUCUUUUGUUGAAUGUGUUUGCCUGCUCUAUUGUGGGUGAUCUUUACGGUGCAUGCUGUAUGUACUAAUUGUGGUCUUUGC
This is a messenger RNA of Dermacentor silvarum, 1339 nucleotides long. RefSeq lists its product as uncharacterized. The record is from RefSeq and is a predicted model, not a curated record. The transcript has 6 exons. Lineage: Eukaryota; Metazoa; Arthropoda; Arachnida; Ixodida; Ixodidae. Bases 125 to 457 code for a protein of 110 amino acids.